AUGGGGGAUAGUCGGUGGAUCCGCUCUGACUUCAGCAGUCGGGGCCGACUGAUCUUCGGUAGCCGGCUCUGCGUCUUCUUCAGCUUCCGCCCUGGUGGAAAGGCCUUCCGACACUGGUUCGGCCGUUUCCUCCAUAGCUGGGGCCUCCGACUCUGGCAGAACUACGCUGCUGAGAUCAAGUUUCGGGAUAUUAUUCGUUUGCGCUCCGUGACCACCGCCAUUUCCCAAACCCAGCGAAUCUUUUCCUCGGCGCACUCCUCGAAUUCUUCUCGCCAUCCCUCCUCCUUUCUCUCCCAUCCGUUCGAUUCUCACCUCGCCAAUCGUCAAAGCGAAUUCCCGGCGAAGGACCGUUUCUUGCGUCCCGCUCUUAUCUUUCCCGAGAGUAUAAGAAAAGCGCUCGGAGCAUUGAAGGACUCCACAACAGUUGGAUUGGCAAAAGUAAACAGUGAUUACAAGGAAUUGGAUAUUGCAAUUGUCAAGGCCACUAACCAUGUGGAACAGCUGCCAAAGGAGAAACAUUUGCGCACUAUUUUCAGUGCUGUAUCGGCUUCAAGACCUUGUGCGGAUGUUGCAUAUUGCAUCAAUUCUCUAGCUAAACGGCUCACCAAAACAUCCAAUUGGGCUGUUGCCUUGAAAACUUUGAUUGUCAUACAUCGGGCUUUGAGAGAAGUUGAUCCCUCAUUUCGUGAAGAACUCAUCAACCAUACCAGGAGCGGAGGUCGUAUGCUGAAUGUAUCCCAUUUCAGAGAUGACUCAAGUCCAAAUGCAUGGGAUUAUUCUGCUUGGGUUCGAACAUAUGCUUUGUAUCUAGAGGAGCGGCUAGAGUGCUUUCGCAUAUUGAAAUAUGAUGUUGAGACAGAAAACUCUAGAACUUCGGAACUUGACACUGCUGAUCUGCUUGAGCAACUCCCUGCUUUGCAACAGCUUCUCUUCCGUCUGCUUGGCUGCCAGCCAGAAGGUUCAGCUGUAUGCCAUAACAUGGUUAGAUAUGCACUUUCAAUUGUAGCAGGUGAAAGUAUUAAGAUAUACAGUGCAAUUAAUGAAGGAACUCUAAAUUUGGUGGACAAGUUCUUUGAGAUGCAUCGCCAUGAUGCCAUCAGGGCACUUGAAAUUUAUCAGAAGGCGGGGUAUCAGGCGGAAAGGCUGUCUGAUUUCCAUGAGUUCUGUAAGGGUCUUGAUCUGGAGCAGGGCAAAAUUUUUGUUAAAGUCGAACAGCCUCCUGCAUCAUUUAUUGCGGCAAUGGAAGAGUAUGUGAAGGGUGCUCGACGCACUUUACCUUCUAAUCAGAAUGUGGUAGAUGGUGACAGGGGAAUAGCUCCUCAAGCCAUCUUGGCCAUUGAGCACAAAAAAUCAAAAGACGAUCAUGAGAAGUCUGACUCGAUCCUGGCACCAACUGCGGCAACACCUGAAACUUCUCCAGUUGAGACUGCUAAAGCUCCAGUAACUGAUCUCUUGGGUUUGGAUGAUUUCAACCAGGGUGCAACAAAAUUGGAAGAGGAAAAUGCCCUUGCACUUGGAGUUGUUGGUGAUGAAAAUCUAUUAAAAGAUACAAAUAAUUCUGAUCUUACAAGCGAAACUACUUCUGGGUGGGAGCUUGCACUUUUUGAUGCUCGUAGUUCCAAUAGAAGUGCUGUUGCAGAGAGCAAACUGGCUGGUGGGCUAAACAAGUUGACCCUGGACAGUUUAUACGAUGAUGCAAUUGUAAGAAGAACAAAUCUUGGUGGGAACUACCAGAUGGGUCAGAUGGCACCAAAUCCCUUCGAGGCAGUUCAAUCCUCCCAAGAUCCGUUCUAUGCCUCCAACGCUGUAACACCUCCUGCCAGUGUGCAGAUGGCUGCGAUGGCCCAGCAACAGGCGUACAUGAUGCAACCGCAGCCGCAACCAUCGAGACAAGAUGGCACUAAUCCCUUUGGCAAUCCUUAUGGAGCUUCAGGUGUUGCAUCUUACCCUCCUCAUAAUCCAUACACAGGGUACAUGUAACAUGGAAGAGGGUUUGGGAUUACAAGAGCAUCUGGUGCUCGAUGAUGAAGAAGGAGAAUUCAGGAGACUCAAAUGUAAAUAAGCAGGCAGUAUAGAUGAUCGUACUCUGAAAGCUGCAAAUUGAAAUUUAAAAUUGUUCCGUGUAGUCUCUUUUAGUUGAUUAACUUUAUGUCAUAAAAUUUAGUUGGUUGUCCGUUA
Molecule: messenger RNA, 2178 nt
Organism: Elaeis guineensis (African oil palm)
Lineage: Eukaryota; Viridiplantae; Streptophyta; Magnoliopsida; Arecales; Arecaceae
Source: RefSeq, a predicted model, not a curated record